AUGCGUCGCCGUGCCAACAACGUCCUGUUGAUGCUCAAGGAGAAAGGCUAUGGAGUCACUAUGCGGGCGAACCAGACCUUCGGCGCUGGUAACACGAGGACUUUACACAUGCAGAGCUUUCCCCGUCGCUUCGCCAGUGUCAGGGACAUGUUUACCACUGAGGGAAUCGCCGAUGCUAUCAAGCACAGUCAUGAUAUGGUACUGACCAUCGACAUGGAGAUAUGGCAAAGCAAUCUCGAGGGAGCGAUGAGUUCUUUGAGCACUAAGGAGACUGAGAUUCCCUGGCUGGCUGUACCAUCGCAUUGGCACGGUUCCCAUUCCCAUUCCUGGAGAGCCUCGCGAGCCGAAAGAAAACUACUAUGUGCCCCCGAGAGAAAGCACAACGGCAUCGCCAUCGGUAACGUCGAUCGACCAGCUCUCAUUGAUCCGCUUCCAUUAAAGGAAGAACAGCACUCGGAGCUCUAUCGUGGAAUGAGCAAAGCCAACAGAGACCAAGCUCUACUUGACCAUCUUGAGAGCCUGGUGAAAACACGCCACCAAGAAGACGACAUACCUCGACUACUCUUCAUGACCUACAACCAAUUCGAGCCAACAGCAGCUGCCAAAGCUAUCUCCACGGACGAUCCAAUCACACUCGACGUCCGCUUGUAUAACAAGCUCCAUAGCACCGCCGGCGGGCAAAUGGCACUGCCAGAUCUGAUCCUGGUGGAAGAAUAUGCGGAGAAAGGUGCAACGAGCAGCAUCGUCAAGGACAUUGCAAAGACGAUCUACCGCAACGUCGAAGCUCUCGACAAGGAUAAGGUGGCCGAUGAUGAGUCUAGAACAGCUCUGCUGUUUGGUCCAAAGCUUGAGGGUAAACGGGCGAUCCAGUUUUGGAUCAUGCCACAGAGUAUUCAGAUGGAGAAGAUGUACAUGUAUCACGAGGAGAGCUUGGCGUGGUUUUUGGAUCCGGAUCUUGCGAGUGAGGGGGAGAGGUUGUUGUAUGUUGAGGCGCAUCUUGUGCCUAAGUAG
Molecule: messenger RNA, 1011 nt
Organism: Fulvia fulva
Lineage: Eukaryota; Fungi; Ascomycota; Dothideomycetes; Mycosphaerellales; Mycosphaerellaceae
Exons: 2
Coding region: 1-1011 (336 amino acids)
Source: RefSeq, a predicted model, not a curated record